This is a messenger RNA of Fusarium mangiferae, 2070 nucleotides long. RefSeq lists its product as uncharacterized. The transcript is spliced from 2 exons. Bases 1 to 2070 code for a protein of 689 amino acids. NCBI's taxonomy places the organism in Eukaryota, Fungi, Ascomycota, Sordariomycetes, Hypocreales, Nectriaceae. The record is from RefSeq and is a predicted model, not a curated record.
AUGGCUGCCGCUGUACAUCAACUUCCGCCAAGCACUCGCGUGCAAUUUUCGAUGCCCAACAGAACAAUUUUCAGUUGGACAGACUGCGUGCAGGUCAUGGCCCUGAGCGACAUGGAUUUACUUCCCCUAAUAAAAGAAUGUGACUGCGCCAUUGCUGUUCUAAGAGAGGAGAUUGAACGACGACAGAAGCAAGGCAACUUACAGCGAGGACUGCCUAUUACAUCGGAAUGCUUAAGAGUUUUCAAACAAUGUGCAGGACGCCCUCUUGAACCUGUGGAAAUUGAAGCUCAAGCCUCCUUGGAUUCAACGAAGUUGAUCCUUGGACGAUUGACUGGGAGGUGUCUCCCAUGGAUAUCUUCGGGCAGGCUAUCCCUUGGUGAACAAGCGAGCAUCGUUCGCCUUGUUCUCAAUCUAGCCACGUAUUAUCACACAAGCAAUCUGACUCCAGAAUGCCAACCGAAUGAUCGGGAAGGUUUUAGCGUUCCACAUGCGCUUCCUGAUACAGCCACACGGACAGCAGCGCUUAUAUUCUUCGCCGGGAAUGACGUUCCCGAAUGUUUCCUCGACACCCGAUGUGUUUUGUGGUCUGAGGACGGCGAGAUCUCCGCCUGCACUGUGAACUCCAAUUUCAUUGAUGAUGGGUUAAAGUGUCUCCAGCAAUUUGGUUUACUUAUCAAGCGAGAGGGCGAAGGCGGAGCCAUGUAUUCAUACGACUCAACGAAGAAAAAGCCUGCGAAGCACUUACCAAAAAAAGACCUCGCCAGCUUGCGGUUGGAAGCAUUGAAGCACGUAUGCUACAUCUUCCCAAAGGAUGGUCAAACAGAACCUCAUAAGUAUACACAAAAAGGAUAUGCAUUGUUGCCAGUUCUCCGCCGAUGCGUGCCCUAUAUGUGGUGUGAUUACGAAUUAUGGAGAGAUUAUGCUUUGCUUUCUUCGGCCUUCGAGACGUUCCUGUCUGCCACACAAUUUGGUGACUUGACUUGGAAGAUUCAAGCUAUACGGGUGGCCGAGGAACUGGCAAUCCUCAUGAAGGACAGCGUCAACCUCGCAAGAGUAUCGUUUCGGCAUUUUGCCCUGAGAAGACUCCAUUUUGCUGGGAAACUGACAACAGAUUCAUCACUAUUGCACCAAUUUCCCUCACCAGAUUACAUCAAAACAUAUGAUAGGCGCUCGAACGCCUUCAUGGGCCAACUCGUUCUGAUUGUAACUCAAACGUUGAUCGAUAGAUCAGCAACUUCCCAAGACGUGUACACUUCGACACAGAAAUUCCAAGCGCUUCCGGGGACAAUUUCUCUCCAAGAGAGUCUGGUUAAACUGGAGGCGGAGUUUCUCUACGCAAAAAGUCUUCGAUAUGAAGGGAAUUUCACUGCUGCCGUUGAGGCGUUUCGGGGACUCCUCAGGCAUGCCGUGGACCUCAAGUCAAGGCUCACUUUAAAAAUCAUUGUCCAGUAUGGUGAGCUGGAGAGUGAACGGGGUCACCACUCUUUCGCGCUCCAGCUUCUGAAGCAGGAUGAGGAGUUUGUUAAAGGCAUACACUCUCUUAAGCUUGGAUCCGGUAGACGGCUCAGUUUAUCCCUCGCUUAUGCACAUCUCAUGGAAGUUCUUCACAGCAUCGCGCAGAACGAUUAUAGAUAUGAGGUCAUCUUAGAUCGGGCGGAGUAUAUGUUUCAAUGGCUAGGAAGUACAUAUGAGAAAAUGGGCCAAGUUGGUCGCACUGUCCAGCAGAGCAUCUUUCAAACACGGUGUGGUUUGGCAAUCAUUCACCACAUUCGCCAGAAACUGUCGCUUGCAUUUGAUGUCUGGGAGCAAGCGAAGUCCGCUGCUGGCCUUUGUUGGCCGGACCAAGGAUAUGCUUUCAUGAUCACAACAUAUUCUCAGAGCCAAUUGGCCUUUGUACUUCAUCGCUCGGAUGCAACGCAACUUCGCGAACAAGCUGAGCAGACUUGGAACGAGAUAAAGCACUGUCGAUACUAUAACUUCAUCGGAUUGGGAACAAUAUGGCCUGACCUAGUGGGUGAUUGGGAAGAGAAACAAUCACGCUCUCGCAUCAUCCCUCGAUUACGUACAUGA